AUGCCAUGGAGUUGCGAGGUCCUCGCAAAUGCGCUUACCUUGGCUAGCCCAAUCGCAGCCUGCUAUUGUGCAAGGUUGCUUACGCGGCUCUUUGCGCAGCUUGAGGAAACUAGCGCAAUCGUGGCAAACAGGAACUUCCCUCAAUCGAGGUCCUUAGCAUGCAGUGGGACUGAGGCAGUCCUAAUCCCGCCGGCGCCCUGCCGGAGCGAAAGUGGCCAGCACCACGAGAAUCAGGCUGUUAAUGGCUGCUUCCAGUACAGUAACGCAACGUUUGUUCUUCAGAGCAAUGACGGUUCUGGGGUUGAUGCGAUGGAUGCCGAGGACGAGGAACUGGAUUUCUGCAUUCUGACACCGCAACAAGCCCUGGGCGUCCUGGGUGACCAUGCACCGCUUUAUGCGAAGAUUUUUCUCAACGGCUACACGUUCGUGGCAGAUCAAAGCGAGCCUGGCACGAUCCUGUCUGUGGAUGAAUAUGCGGAUCGCAUGCACAGCUCGGCAAGCAGGGACCAAUCGCUUGGCGGAUCUUCUAUUACCUGCAGUCCCGGCGACAGCCAGGUUGCCGACGCAAAGUCGGACGCUGACGCGUCCUCCCGCUCGAUGGGCGGUGCAUCCUCCAUUAGCCACUUCAGUUCCAUCAGCGGCUCUCUAUCCUUGACUUCAUGUAACUUAACUUCAUACAUUAGCUGCGGCCAACCGGAUUACAGCUCGGAUCCUACAGUUUCCCGACGCAGCAGCUUUGAAGUUCAGUUAUUACCUUCCAAGUGCUCGGCGCGGAUACAGCUCACCCGGCGAACUACGCUCGAAGAGGUCAACGUCGAAGGCUCGUACUUUAAUACGACGUCGCAGACUUGUCCUGCAAAUCUGGACGACGUGUCAGCCCCGGACAAGGCGCAAGCUCACAUAUGGGCAACUGUCACAAUUGUCACAACAGUCACGGCUGUCGCCUGCGGAUUCUUGGGUCUUGCGAAGAAAUGCCUGGGCAAGGCCCCUGCGCUUCCGCUCCCAGACGGCGCCACCCUGGAGUCUGCCGUACCCCCUGCCCUUCGAUACUACCUGGCCCAAGCGCGCGCGGCAGGCUGUCAAGACCCACGGGACAUCGGUGAGGGUUGCGAGGCUGGUGUCCGGCAGCGACGAUCAUCAGCAGGGGACUCCGUUACCGGUGCCUUGUCGGAGCCAGGUCAUGAUGGUGAUGUGAGUAUCUCUGCCGGGCGUCCGGGCUUUGUGCGCGCUGCCGUCGAGCAGCUCAACACGCAGCGUCUGGUGUGUUGUCACGUUACUCCGUUCACCGCGUCGAAGACAAGUCGGAAGCCGCGGCCACUGGCGCAUCGAGUUUCAGCAUCCAAGUAA
This is a messenger RNA of Volvox carteri f. nagariensis, 1347 nucleotides long. RefSeq lists its product as uncharacterized. NCBI's taxonomy places the organism in Eukaryota, Viridiplantae, Chlorophyta, Chlorophyceae, Chlamydomonadales, Volvocaceae. Bases 1 to 1347 code for a protein of 448 amino acids. The record is from RefSeq and is a predicted model, not a curated record. The transcript has 7 exons.